UUGCAGCAUGACGCCCUCGCCGGUGGAUCUCACGAUUAGGGGAAACAAUACAUCGCAAAACCGGAUGAUAACAGAUCAAACUUUGGACAGGGAAGGUUUCUGUUUACCUGAGCCUCCUCAAAGAUGUAACCGACGGGUAAAAUCCGCAGUUGGAAUUGGAAAACGGGAACUGAACCACAAGCCAUUCGGAAAACACCUGUCAACGGUUAAUCGACCAAAAUCUGCACAUUCUUCUCUCAGUAAACGGCAGACAUCAGCUGAUGAUCCCGGUUGCGUCAAAGAUCAAAUUAAAAUCAAAAAAGAAAAUAAUGAGAAUGAGAAUGAUACGGGAAACCAGAAAGAAAUAAAUCACGAAAAUUUCAUUAAGGCCAAGAAAAUGACAGUAAAUCAGAAAUGGUUGUACCAGGGUGAAAAUCGAAAGUGGAAGCCAAGGAAUUCUCAGGUUCGCGAAAAUCAGCACUCUCGCUCGAACCAGAGUUCAAAAGAGAAGGAUAUGAACUUGAAGCAAAGAAUCAGCGUGUGUGAGGUUAUGGCUAAAAUGCAAAGGUCCGAUUCGCCUGAUCAUUCAAAUGGAGCAUCGGCCCCACCCAGUUCACCCAAAUUCAAAGCAUCUAGCAGCGCAAUCGUCGGUCAAAAGUUUGUAAGCGACCCUCCGUCUUCACCUCAGGCAUCUAAUAACCGACCAAACUAUUUACACUAUGCUAAAUCAAAACACCGGACCUCUCACGAUAAGAAUAUACCCAGGAAAUCAGUUUCCUUCCUUCAGGAAGAUAUGACUGUAACCAACCAGCCCUCAGGGCAUCGAGAUGGUAUACAUGUACCGACUAACAGUACGAACAUGUUCUCCACGGACGAGCCCGAUGAAGAAAGUGAGGUAGUUGUCGAGAAUGUGACUGCUAGGCCGAGAGCCACACCAGCAACUCGGACGCAAAACAACAUCUAUAAAUCAGUUUACCUGAACGACUACAGGGCUCGAGAACCGGAUGUACGGCUCAAAGAGAGCGUCCGGCUAGAACGGCCUAAAUCCAUCAAGCAAGUCCGGUACUGCCCGAAUACUUAUAGAUUCCACGACCAGCAGUACACUCGUAAUUCUAACACCCGAGACUUCGUUCAGAAUGUUGCUUGGGACAGAGUGCAGCCUAGAUACCCUGUCGGUAACUCGAGAUCUAUAUCUUGUAGGCGGCCAUCCGAUUCUCUUUACGUCGGAACGUCAUGACAGGCUAAUAAAACAAACCAAACUUGAUUUUAUCCAAGCAGCAGUCUCGUCCAUCACAAAUUCGGAUACAUAAAGCCAUCAUUAAUUGGA
Bolinopsis microptera is the source of this 1306-nucleotide messenger RNA. RefSeq lists its product as uncharacterized. The record is from RefSeq and is a predicted model, not a curated record. The coding region runs from base 8 to 1216 and encodes 402 amino acids. The transcript is spliced from 2 exons. NCBI's taxonomy places the organism in Eukaryota, Metazoa, Ctenophora, Tentaculata, Lobata, Bolinopsidae.